Messenger RNA from Cephus cinctus (wheat stem sawfly), 1613 nucleotides. It is a transcript of the gene Grasp65, whose product is annotated as Golgi reassembly-stacking protein 2. The transcript is spliced from 7 exons. The record is from RefSeq and is a predicted model, not a curated record. Bases 164 to 1465 code for a protein of 433 amino acids. Lineage: Eukaryota; Metazoa; Arthropoda; Insecta; Hymenoptera; Cephidae. Gene Ontology annotation, molecular function: protein binding. Gene Ontology annotation, cellular component: Golgi apparatus. Gene Ontology annotation, biological process: Golgi organization.
UGAUAUCAUUCCAUCAAAAUCCACAGCAUCAAAUAAUCAUGAAAUUAAUAGCACAAAACUUCGUGCCACGUAAUUUUACUGUUUGAAAGUCUGUCGACUGAUUCUCGUUGGUUAUUAUUCUUCAUGCAUACGAUUAGAACGAGUUAGUUCGUUGUACAUUACAAUGGGAUCUUCCCACAGCGUAGAAAUACCCGGAGGCGGUACCGAAGGUUACCAUGUACUUCGGGUCCAAGAUGGAUCACCAGGGCAAAAGGCUGGUCUUGAGGCUUUCUUCGAUUUUAUUGUUGCUAUUGGAAAUAUCCGUCUGGAUCAGGAUAAUGACACUUUGAAAGAGCUGUUAAAGGCUGGCGUGGAUAAGGACCUGCAAAUUACUGUGUACAAUAGUAAGACUCAGUCUGUUCGACAGACUGUAAUUGUACCUAGCAUGACCUGGGGUGGGCAGGGUCUGCUUGGUGUAAGCAUACGUUUCUGUUCGUUUGAAGGAGCCAACGAAAAUGUCUGGCAUGUUCUGGAAGUACAUCCUUCUUCACCAGCUGAACUGGCUGGACUAAGAUCUUUUACUGAUUAUAUCAUUAGUACAGAUUCAGUUUUACACGAAAGUGAAGAUCUUUUUACUUUAAUUGAAACUCAUGAGUCACGACCAUUAAAGCUCUAUGUCUAUAAUACUAAUGAUGAUUCAUGUAGAGAAGUCACUAUUACCCCAAAUAAUACCUGGGGUGGAGAAGGAAGUUUGGGCUGUGGAAUAGGCUAUGGUUACCUACAUAGAAUACCUAUCAGGAGUAUUCCAGAGGCUAAGCCAAACAGCUACCUGAGCAAUGCUAAGACCAUCACCACACAAGCACAACCUGCAACCAGUACUGGAAGUAAUCUAGUAACAAAUGUACCAACUGGAUAUUCCAUGCCCCCAAGUUAUGUUUCAGUAGCUGUUUCGGAAUCCACGGCAAAGGAUAGUAUUAUAACUACAGCACCACAGAAUAUUCAGUCUCCAGUUCCAGCUCCAAUACCUAUUUCAAUUGCUACUACCAAUGCAGUGCCUCAAUUGGAUCCAGCGAUAGCUGGAGCAUUACCUACUACAAAUUCAGCAACUCAUCUAUUUUCUGCACAAUCCAACAUUAAUUUCCCUCAUGCUACUAGCCAGUCUCCUGGGUAUCAAAAUACUCCAAACAUUCCUGGUAUGCCGACCAAUCCACCAUUACCACCAUUGCCUGUGAGCGUAGCGACACUGCCUGGGGGAAAUCCGGUGUCGCAGCCGAACGCAUCAAUCAUGGGUGGCAUUCCCAGCGAAUAUCAACCUCACGUGGUGACUACUCCAAUCUCACUGCCAGGAAUGCCACCUAUAACAGUCAGUGCAAGUUUACCGCAGAAUCCCACGUUUUAUCCGACCAUGCCACAGCAUCAGAAUUCGCAUCCGCCACCUCUGCAUCAGUUGCCGGCAUCUCCAAACACCUCAGCAUCCUCGCAAUAACCUCGCCUUCUACUCAUUGUAUUGGUAUAUCCCUGCCCUCUCCCUAUUACCUGGGAUAAGAGACUAAUUUAUCAAUGAUGUAUAAAUAAAUUGUACAUGAAAUCAUAAGAGUAUCGCUUCUAUAAACCACAAUGAUUAUAGUAUUCCA